AUGUUUCCUCUAACGCAAACGCCACGUUCUCUCCAAGUGUCGACCGUCACCCCCGCUUCAGCCCACCGUCACCGACGCUUCCUCUUACCGUCGCCCACGCUUCCUCUUACCGUCGCCCACGCUUCCUCUUACCGUCCCCCACGCUUCCUCCCACCGUGGCCCACGCUUCCUCCCACCGUGGCCCAUGCUUCCUCCCCGUCACCCACGCUUCCCCCCACCGUCGCCAACGCUUUUCCCCACCGUCGCCAACGCUUUUCCCCACCGUCGCCAACUCUAUUCCCCACCGUCGCCAACUCUUUUCCUCACCGUCGCCAACGCUUCUCCCCACUGUCGUACACGCUUCCCCCCACCGUCGCCCACGUUUCCCCCCACUAUCGCCCACGUUUCCUCCCACCGUCGCCCACGUUUCCCCCCACCGUCGCCCACGUUUCCCCCCACCGUCGCCCACGCUUCCCCCCACCGUCGCCCACGCUUCCCCUGCCAUCGCCCUUCGUGUCGCCCGGGAAUCCCCCCUCCCGCCGGCCUCCCUCCCCUCCCGCGAAAACCCCCCCAGUCCUCUCAUUACCCCGGCCUCUCAUCCCCCUGUCCCCUGUCCUCUCAUCCCCUUGUCCUCUCAUCCCCCCGUCCUCUCAUCCCCUCGUCCUCUCAUCCCCCCGUCUUCUCAUCCCCCCGUCCUCUCAUCCCCCCGUCCUUUCAUCCCUCCGUCCUCUCAUCCCCCUGUCCUUUCAUCCCCCUGUCCUCUCAUCCCCCCGUCCUCUCAUCCCUCUGUCCUCUCAUCCCUCUGUCCUCUCAUCCCUCUGUCCUCUCAUCCCUCUGUCCUCUCACCCCCUCGUCCUCUCACCCCCCCGUUCUCUCAUCCCCCCGUCCUCUCACCCCCCUGUCCCCUCAUCCCCCUGUCCUCUCAUCCCCCUGUCCUCUCAUCCCUCUGUCCUCUCAUCCCUCUGUCCUCUCAUCCCCCCGUUCUCUCGUCCCCCUGUCCUCUCAUCCCUCUGUCCUCUCAUCCCCCUGUCCACCCUCCUCUCAUCCCUCCGUCCUCUCAUCCCCCUGUCCACCCUCCUCUCAUCCCUCCGUCCUCUCAUCCCCCUGUCCUCUCGUUCCCCCGUCCUCUCAUCCCCCCAUCCUCUCAUCCCCCUGUCCUCUCAUCCCCCCGUCCUCUCAUCCCUCUGUCCUCUCGUCCCCCCAUCCUCUCAUCCCCUCGUCCUCUCAUCCGCCUGUCCUCUCAUCCCCCCGUCCUCUCAUCCCCCCGUCCUCUCAUCCCCCCGUCCCCCUGACCUCUCGUCCCCCUGUCCUCUCGUCCUCUUGUCCUCACAUGCCCCUGUCCUUUCAUCCUCCCGUCCUCUCAGUUCAUAUUUUCUCUGUCCCCCUUCUCUCUGUUUCCCUUCUCCUUAUCGCCUUUCUCCCUGUCCCUCGUCUUCCUCACCCCCUUCCCCGUAUACCUAUCCCCUACUACCACCAUUGCCUUCCCUGCCCCUCCUCACCCUCCCUCCUAUUUCCCCCCACCCUCUGCCUCCCUUUCCCUCACCAUCUCCCCAUGUGUGGCAACUGUCACCAAGCUCAUCGCCACCACACCUCCUCUCUCAACAGAGGACAAUGCACUGA
Molecule: messenger RNA, 1599 nt
Organism: Closterium sp. NIES-65
Lineage: Eukaryota; Viridiplantae; Streptophyta; Zygnematophyceae; Desmidiales; Closteriaceae
Source: the annotation of a GenBank genome assembly